AUGCAUUCCAGAAAAUCACGUUCUUCGCUUUCAAUCUCUCAACAGAGACUUUUGUCUCAUUCCAUGACUGGCCUCUCUUUGGAUCAGAAGGUAAUGUACUACGUUGGUGUCGACGUUGGUACAGGUUCGGCUAGAGCAUGCAUUAUCGAUAGCAUGGGUAAUAUCUUAUCACUAGCUGAAAGACCUAUCCAAAGAGAGCAGUUAAAACCUAAUUACAUUACACAGUCGUCACAAGAAAUCUGGCAAGCAGUGUGUCACUGUGUGAAAUCUGUGGUACGUGAUUCUGGAGUCCCUCGGGAGAAGAUUCAUGGUAUCGGCUUUGACGCCACUUGCUCUUUAGUAGUGGUAGAAGAAGACACCGAUAAGGAGGUGGCCGUGGGGCCCGAUUUUUCUAAUACAGACCAGAACAUCAUUCUGUGGAUGGACCACCGUGCCAUUGAGGAGACGGCUAUCAUCAAUGCAACGGGGGAUAAGUGUUUGAAAUACGUGGGCGGUCAAAUGUCGGUAGAAAUGGAAAUCCCCAAGAUCAAAUGGCUAAAAAACAACCUUCCAGAUGGAAAAUUCACGAAGUGCAAGUUUUUUGAUUUGGCUGAUUACUUAACCUUCAAGGCCACUGGAAAAGAAACCCGUAGUUUCUGCUCCACCGUAUGUAAACAAGGUUUGAUCCCAAUUGGCGUUGAGGGCUCUACUGAAGGUUGGUCCCGCGAGUUUUUAACAGAAAUAGGACUCGAGGAGCUUUGCGAAGACAAUUUUCGGAGAAUUGGAGGGGCUGUUAAGAAUGACGACCCUCAGAACAAGAACUUCCUAAGUGCUGGUGAAUUUGUAGGCGCUUUGGAUGAAAAUGUCGCUGAAGAGCUAGGCUUGAGCGCUCUCUGUGUAGUGGGUUCUGGUGUCAUUGAUGCCUAUGCUGGCUGGGUUGGUACGGUUGCGGCAAGAACUGAUGUGGACAUUCCUGCUCUGGUGGAAACCGAUCAAAAGAAAGUUGGCAUUGAUCGUGCAACAGGAAGAUUAGCUGCAGUAGCAGGCACUUCCACCUGUCAUAUCGCUAUGUCUCGUGAUCCUAUUUUCGUCGAUGGUGUUUGGGGCCCUUAUCGUGAUGUGUUAGCGAACAAUUUCUGGUGUGCCGAAGGUGGUCAAAGUUGCACCGGAGCACUCCUUGCACAUGUCAUGACCACUCACCCAGCCUACACAGAGCUUUCACAAUUAUCUGAUGCUGCCAGUGUUUCCAAGUUUGAUUAUUUGAACUCAAGACUAGAAAUGCUAGCGCAACAACGAGAAGAAAGAAGUGUUGUACAUCUCGCUAAGAAUUUAUUCUUCUAUGGUGAUUACCACGGGAACAGGUCGCCCAUCGCAGAUGCGUCCAUGCGGGCUGCAAUCAUCGGGCAAUCCAUGGACAACUCCAUAGAUGACUUAGCUUUGCUGUAUCUGGGUGCGUGUGAGUUCAUUGCUCAGCAGACAAGGCAAAUUGUCGAGAAAAUGUGCGUCUCGGGUCAUCAUCUUUCUGCUAUUUUCAUGUCUGGAGGUCAAUGCCGUAAUGGUCUGUUGAUGAGAUUAUUGGCUGACUGCACGGGGCUACCCAUAGUGAUUCCAAGAUACAUUGACGCUGCAGUGGUUUUUGGGUCUGCACUACUCGGUGCUGUUGCGAGCGAGAGCUUUGAUUUGAAACAGACUGGGACAGAUCUUUCCACAAGACGUAAGUCCUCUCUGGCCGGUUUAGUAGACGAGAACCCUGGAAACGCAGGUCCCAAGAAAUCUGCUCUGUCCAAGUUUGGAAACAUCGGGGGCAUUGCAAGCGGCGACAUUCCUUCCCCCUACACAGCGCCAUCUGCUACUGCAAGCACAUCCCAGAUUGCCUCCACAGUCGGCUUCCCAUUCCCAACCGCAGACGACAGCGAAGCGAUAGAGGAAGACGAUAACGAUAAGGCGUUGGAUUUCAGUGCGGUAAACUCUAAGUGGAAGCAUGAAAUGCAGACCAGAAUGAAGAAAGGUACCUCCGACAACGGCGACGCCAUGUGGAAUGUCAUGUACAACAUGACCGGAGGAGGUAAGGUUGUUCAACCUCGUUCCGAAGACGAUCCAGACCGUCAUUUAUUGAACAUCAAAUACAAGAUUUUCUUGGACAUGGCGGAUACUCAGAGAAAGUACCGUGACAUGAUCAAACAGGCGGGUUUUUAA
Lachancea fermentati is the source of this 2175-nucleotide messenger RNA. The record is from the annotation of a GenBank genome assembly. NCBI's taxonomy places the organism in Eukaryota, Fungi, Ascomycota, Saccharomycetes, Saccharomycetales, Saccharomycetaceae.